Messenger RNA from Morchella importuna, 915 nucleotides. RefSeq lists its product as uncharacterized. The transcript has 2 exons. The coding region runs from base 1 to 915 and encodes 304 amino acids. NCBI's taxonomy places the organism in Eukaryota, Fungi, Ascomycota, Pezizomycetes, Pezizales, Morchellaceae. The record is from RefSeq and is a predicted model, not a curated record.
AUGGGUACCCGCGCCAGGAUAAAAGACGAGGUCAUCGCUCGCCUCACUUCCAACCAGAAAGAUAUCAUCGCGAACAUCUUCACCACCCGGCAGAGCCUCCGACAGGUCCAGUCGCAGUGCAUAAAGCUCCACCAAGCGAUACAAGCCGAGCUCGCCGGGAGCGACAAGAGUAAGCAGUCUCUCAGAUAUGAGGAAUAUCUACGUGUCCAUAAUGACCUCGCACAAAGGCUUCGGGAUGACCUUGAGCGACUAAAAAAGAGGCUUGCGGACAUUGAGGUCGCCAUGGAGCGCUUGGAGGGGCCUGUAAAGGUGGAGCCGUGGCCGGAGGGGCAUGGGGCGUCGCAUGCGGUGGUUAUGGAAGACAUCAACAGAUUUUUGAAUAUUUUGUAUUGGUUUGGGGUGGCGCUGGCGGCGGUCUUUGUUUUGGUGGCGGUGUUUUCGAUCUUGUUUCUGGCGGGGGGUCCGGAUUCGCGGGCGGCGAUUCGGGAGGUGGCCGCAACGGAGGGAUAUAGGGGCAGGUUUAAACUGGUGUGGAACGAGGAAACAAUCGUGGUGGCGAAACACAGGAGUCGUCAGUCCCGUGUGGGUCACCACCGCGGACCUAAACAUAGUGCCGUAGCAGACGAGGAAACUGAUGAGCUGGGGAGCUGGAUAACGAUGGAGACGGCGUGGAACUCUGAGGCAUCCCUGCCGGAGGUCCCGGCAAUUGCGAGCAUUGAGGCGUGGAAUGCGGUGAAAAGGCAGGUCGAGAUACAGGAGAGAGAAUUUCUCCAGUAUGAAACAGGGGUCCGACUCGUUGAAGGUAAAAUUGGGCCAAUAACAUGGCAGGAAGGAGAGCAGUUCAGGCUGGAUUGGAUUCGGAGUCGGCGGCGACAAUGGAAUAAUGAGAAGGAUGUUGAAGUGUCGCUAGAAUGA